AUGAUCCCAAUAGAACCGAAAGGGAAGCCCCUUGGGCCAACAAUAACAAUAGUGACGAUUGAGCCGAGAUCAAAGCCCGAGACCACGACCAAGUCAAAGGCAAAGAGCAAUACCAACCCGGAGACAAAGACAAAAUCGGAUACAAAGAGCAAAAUAAAACUGGAAACAAAAACCAAGGCAAAACCGGAGGCAAAGAGCAAGUCGGACACGAAAACGAAGAGCAACUCAGAGAUAAAGAGCAGGCCAAAGACAGAAACAAAGGCCAAGUCGGCCACAGAAACGAAAAGGAAGCCGGAGACGAAGAACAAACCCGAAACAAAAGCAAAGCCAGAAACGAAGGCAAAAGUCGAGCCGAAGAAAAAGACCAACCCAAAGACAAGGACAGUGAUCAACCUGGGAACGGCAACGAAGAUCCUGCUGGGAUAA
Penicillium robsamsonii is the source of this 426-nucleotide messenger RNA. RefSeq lists its product as uncharacterized. The transcript has a single exon. The coding region runs from base 1 to 426 and encodes 141 amino acids. Lineage: Eukaryota; Fungi; Ascomycota; Eurotiomycetes; Eurotiales; Aspergillaceae. The record is from RefSeq and is a predicted model, not a curated record.